Haemorhous mexicanus (house finch) is the source of this 11143-nucleotide messenger RNA. It is a transcript of the gene MID2, whose product is annotated as midline 2. NCBI's taxonomy places the organism in Eukaryota, Metazoa, Chordata, Aves, Passeriformes, Fringillidae. The record is from RefSeq and is a predicted model, not a curated record. The transcript has 10 exons. Bases 150 to 2213 code for a protein of 687 amino acids. Gene Ontology annotation, molecular function: protein binding; zinc ion binding.
GCCCCGCCCGCCCCGCGCGCGCCGCCGCCGCUGCCGUGUCCCCGCGCCUCCAAGAUGCCCGGGCAGCGGCAGGGAGGCUCCCGCGGGCCGCCGGUUCCUGACCACCUUCCCUGGUUUUUGAUGCUGAAUCAGGAUCGUGUUAACUAAAGAUGGAAACACUGGAGUCGGAAUUGACCUGCCCAAUCUGUCUGGAGUUAUUCGAGGACCCCCUCCUGCUGCCCUGUGCCCACAGCCUCUGCUUCAGCUGUGCCCACCGCAUUCUGGUGUCCAGCUGCUCCUCCAGCGAGUCCAUUGAGCCCAUCACUGCCUUCCAGUGCCCGACCUGCCGCUAUGUCAUCUCCCUCAACCACCGGGGCCUGGAGGGCCUCAAGAGGAAUGUGACCCUGCAGAACAUCAUCGACCGCUUCCAGAAGGCGUCCCUGAGCGGCCCCAACUCCCCCAGCGAGAGCCGCCGUGAGAGGACCUAUCGCAACAGCCCUACCAUGUCCGUGGCCGGCGAGAGGAUUGCCUGCCAGUUCUGCGAGCAGGAUCCGCCCCGUGACGCCGUCAAGACCUGCAUCACCUGCGAGGUGUCCUACUGUGACCGCUGCCUGCGUGCCACCCACCCCAACAAGAAGCCCUUCACCAGCCACCGGCUGGUGGAGCCCGUGCCCGACGCGCACUUCCGUGGACUGACGUGCCUGGAGCACGAGAAUGAGAAGGUGAACAUGUACUGUGUCGCUGAUGACCAGCUCAUCUGUGCCUUAUGUAAACUGGUGGGCCGCCACCGGGACCACCAAGUGGCAUCGCUCAGCGAUCGCUUUGAGAAGCUGAAGCAAACCCUGGAGACAAAUCUCACCAACCUGGUUAAACGCAACAGUGAACUGGAAAACCAGAUGGCCAAGCUGAUACAGAUCUGCCAGCAAGUGGAGGUGAACACAGCCAUGCACGAGGCCAAGCUGAUGGAGGAGUGUGAUGAGCUGAUGGAGAUCAUCCGCCAGCGCAAGCAGGUCAUCGCCGUCAAGAUCAAGGAGACAAAGGUGAUGAAGCUGAGGAAGCUGGCCCAGCAGGUUGCCAACUGCCGGCAGUGCCUGGAGCGCUCCACAGUCCUCAUCAACCAGGCCGAGCACAUCCUGAAGGAGAACGACCACGCUCGGUUCCUGCAGACUGCCAGGAACGUGGCCGAGAGGGUCGCCAUGGCAACUGCAUCCUCUCAAGUCCUGAUACCAGAUAUCAAUUUUAAUGAUGCCUUUGAAAACUUUGCUUUAGAUUUUUCCAGAGAGAAGAAGUUGCUGGAGGGGCUGGAUUAUCUAACAGCACCGAACCCCCCGUCAGUCCGUGAGGAGCUCUGCACAGCCUCCCACGACACCAUCACCGUGCACUGGAUGUCAGAGGACGAGUUCAGCGUCAGCUCCUAUGAGCUCCAGUACACCAUCUUCACUGGCCAGGCCAACUUCAUCAGUCUCUACAACUCCAUGGACAGCUGGAUGAUCGUCCCCAACAUCAAGCAGAACCACUACACAGUGCAUGGGCUGCAGAGUGGCACCCGCUAUAUCUUCCUGGUGAAGGCUAUCAACCAGGCAGGCAGCAGGAACAGUGAGCCUGCCCGCCUCAAGACCAACAGUCAGCCAUUCAAGCUGGACCCCAAGAUGGCUCACAAGAAGCUGAAGAUCUCCAAUGACGGGCUGCAGAUGGAAAAGGACGAGAGCUCCUUGAAGAAGAGCCACACACCAGAGCGGUUCAGCGGGACAGGCUGCUACGGCGCGGCCGGCAAUGUCUUCAUUGACAGCGGCUGCCACUACUGGGAGGUUGUGGUGGGAUCCUCCACCUGGUAUGCCAUCGGCGUGGCUUACAAGUCAGCCCCCAAAAAUGAGUGGAUUGGGAAGAACUCCUCUUCUUGGGUCUUCUCCCGCUGCAACAACAACUUCGUGGUGCGGCACAACAACAAGGAGAUGCUGGUGGAGGUGCACCCGCAGAUGAAGCGCCUCGGUGUCCUCCUGGACUACGACAACAACGCGCUCUCCUUCUAUGACCCGGCCAGCUCUCUCCACCUCCACACCUUCGAAGUCUCCUUCAUCCUGCCAGUGUGUCCCACCUUCACCAUCUGGAACAAAUCCCUGAUGAUCCUCUCGGGGCUGCCUGCCCCAGAUUUCAUCGAUUACCCUGAGCAGCAGGAAUGUAACUGCCGGCCCCAGGAGUCCCCAUACGUGUCAGGAAUGAAAGCCUGUCACUAGGCUGCCCAGGCCUGGCCAUGCCGAUGGGUGCAGGUGGCCAGAGCUGCCCACUGGCAGCCAUGCCAGAGAGCCACUGUGGCACCUGAGCAGUUGAGCACCAUCCACACCCAGCUCCAUCUUACUUUAAUGGAAAAAGUGGAAGAACCUCGAACCACAGCUGGAAAUGAACUGCUGUUGGUGAGCUCCAGGGUGUGCGAGAGUGGCUGGAGCAGCUCUUUGGUGGUUGCUCCCAUCUCUCCCCAAGAAGAUUGUCACCUGGAUGGUUCUGUCUUCCUUUGGGGGGCUGGAAAGGCCAGGGCAGGUUUCAGGGUGACCUGAGGUGCCAUGGUGGUCAGGGAAUGGCUUGCGCGUACCACGAGGCGCAGGUUGGGACAGGAGGGAUGGGCUCUGGAGCCAGCUGACAGGUGGUGUAGGGACCCAGAGCACUGAGCAGCACUUUCCAGGGAGGACUUUCCGUGUGGCUGAGGCUCAGUUGCUUCCCUGGUGGGAUGGAUAAAGCUUGGAGCCCUUGGGCUCGGUGGGCACUGGCAGUGGUUGUGUGGUGGGUGGUGGUGCUGUGGAGGGAGGGUGGUGCUCUGUGGGAGUGAAAAUGGCAUUGAGGGUGUUCCCGGUGGCCGUCCAUUCUACAGAUGGCAUGCUCCUGAUAAUUUUCAGGGUCCUGCAGUGGAGAGCCAUUUACCCCCAGCCCACCAUCUCCUCCUUUGAGAGCAUCCCAGUAACCAGGGAGGCCUGCAUCCUUGAGAAGCUUUGGCCCCUGGCACAGAGGUUUGGCAGCUGGUCCUUCCCAACGCAGGGUCUGGCCAACAGUGCCCUGCUCCACAUAGGUCUCCAUUAGUGUCCUGUCUGGCAUCCUAGCAGCAAAAACUCAUCUUCCUGCUCUAAGCCCACAGUAGAGUCCUGCUCAAAGACUACCUCCAUGCUCUGUGACCCAAAACCUCAAUUAAUGACACUGAAUCUUGACUUCCGGUUUGUUCUCCACCAUGCCAGAGGAUUGGACUGGGUGCACUUUAAAGAUCCCUUCCAGCCCAAACUAUUCCAUGAUUCUGUGGUGGUGUGAGUGUGCAGCCAUCCUGUUUAUUCAAUGGCAGAGGACUGAGUCUGUCCCAGAGGCUCGGAGACCCUGGUUACUGGGAGCUCAUUUGGCUGUCUCCAGUACUCCCAGUAACCACAAGCAUCAAGUCCCCUGUGCAAGCUCCAGUCUCCAGAUUUAUUUAAGAGGCCAAGAGGAGCUGGGCUGGUGCACAAUCCCUUGCCAAUUGCCCUGCCAAUCCUGUGGUUGCCACCAUGGGGGUCUGUGGCACAGUUUGGGGCCAGUGGGCAUGUGAGUGGCUGGGACAUUGUGAGGGCAAAAAUUUCAGGCAUUAUGGUGGCCCGAGGCAGCUGGUGCUUGGGCUUUGCUCUGUGAUAUUUGAAACCCCUUUUCCUUCUCUAGAUGUGGUACCUCGGUGGAAGUGGGGACCACUGAGCUGGGACCACCCAGCUCUGCCAGCCUCUCCCUGUGGAGCUUGCUGAUAGGGAACUACCCCUGCUUGUAUUUUCUUCUACAACAGGGAAACCCACCUGAUUGAUUCAGGGUAGCCAUGAGAUGGAAUCUUUUUGGACUUUAGCAGGCUUUAGCAGUCUCUCACAGGAUCCUUCUGGGCAAAAUGUCCAGCCUGCAGCUGGAUAAACACAUCAUGGGGUGGGUGAGUAACUGGCUCAUGGGUCAGGCAAAAGGGUGACAUCAGGCUGGCACUAGUCACUUUUGGGUUUCUGAAGGGCUCCAUCCUUGGCCUUGUGCUCUUCGACAUCUUCAUUAACAACCUGGAUGCAGGACUGGAAGGGAUACUAAGUCAAUUUGCUGGCAGCACUAAGCUGGGAGGAGCUGUCAACUCUCUCAAGGGCAGAGAGGCCCUGCAGAGAGACCCAGACAAAUUCGACAGAUGGGGAACCACCAACCAUGUGAAGUUUAACAAGGCAAGGUGGUAGAUUCUGCACCUGGGAUGAGGUGUAUGAACUGGGGAAAGAGGGUGUGGAGCAGCUGUGGAAGGGCCCUGGGGUAUCUGGUCCAUGGCCAAUUUGGAUCUCAGUCAGGCAGGAGGGAAAUCCCUGUUCUGGGGGCAUCAAGCCAGCUGGACCAGGGAGGGGAUUGUCAUGCUCUGCUCUGAGCUGAGGCAGCCUCACCUUGAGCCCUGAGGGCAGUUUUGCACACCACAAUAUAAAAAAGGCAUGAAGCUAUUAGAGAGUGAACAAAGAAGGGCUGUGAGGAUGGAGAAGGGUCUGGAGGGGUCUUGUGAGGAGUGGCUGAGGUCACUUGGUUUGCUCAGCUGGAGAAGAAGAGAGGGGAAACCUCUUUGUCAUCUUCAGCUCCUCCCAAGGGGGAGUGGAAGGGCAGGUACCCAUCUCUUCAUUCUUGUGACCAGUGACAGGACUGAAGGAAACAGUCGGGGGAGGAUUAGGUUGGAUGUCUGAAAAAGGUUUUUCUCGCAGGGGGUGGUCAGGCACUGCACAGGCUCCCCAGGGAAUAGUCAUGCUCCUGAGGCUGCCAGAGGUCAAGGGGCAUUUGAACAAUGCUCCCAAACACAGGGUGGGAUUGUUGGGGUGUCCUGUGCAGGGCCAGGAGUCCAACUCAAUGAUUCUGAUGGGCCCCUUCCAACUCAACCUAUCCUGUGAUUCUAAAGCCCAGGCUCUGGGAGUGAGUGGCUGGCUUGGACAGGGCUCUUGGGGCACAUCCUAUGGGGCUGUGCCAGAGAAAGGUUGAAUUCAUCUGGAGCCGGUUCAGAAUUCAUCUGGUGACCCCUCCCAGUGACCUGGCCAAGGGGAUGCAUGUUGGUGAGUCUGGUGGUCACAGCUUUGCCCAGGGGGAGAAUGUUCCCAGCAUGCCAUCUCUCUGUGUGUCUAGACUGUGGUUUUUGGAAAAGGGAGGUGGGCAGCACCUUGGGGAAGGAUCUGCUGUGGGCCAUGCCAAGCUGAGAGGGCUUUCCCUCUGAUCCAGGCUGCUUCCCCAUGGUGCCUGGCAGGGCAGGCAUAGGGGAUUCACCCCUCCUUCUGACUCUUCCUGAGCAGAGGAGCAGCUCUGUUUGUUUCUCCCAGCCCCGGAGCGGAGGAGCUCAGGGAGGGUGCAGCAGGGGCACGCCUGCCAUCCCCACAGCCUGGUUCAUGGCCCCUUUUCACUUUGGGAGGUUAAAUUAUUCCCCUUUUAAGUUGGAUGUUUUCCAUGGGAAGGUCUCAUGGAAGUCCCUUUCACAGUGCCGGUCCCAUGGGGCUGCUUACCCUGUGCCACCCCAGAGGGAUGCCAGGCACUGCAGGUGGAUGUGGCCCUGGCAAUGCCAUGGACAGCACCAGUACUGCUGGGAUGGGCUCAGGGAGCAUUCAGCAUCCUCAGCUCAGAGACCAUGAGCCUUUAAUGUGACAUUUGCACCUGAUGAAAUUGCACUAAUUGUGGGACCCCCUGGCCCCCACACGUGUCUCAUACCCGGCCAGAUGGGGACUGGAGGAGCCCCACACCCCGAGCAGGGGCUGGGGGCCUUUCCCAGUCACCCACAUUGUCCUCUUGUGGUACUGAAAGCAGAGCCCACCCAAUUGUCACCAUGAUUUGGAGAGCAGCAGCCCCAUCCCUCAUCCCUGCUGAGGACAUGGAGGGGGGCCAGAGUGCUGCUGCUGGUUCCUCUGCUCCUGGUGACGCCAGUAUUCAAGUUCGGGAUGUGUGGACUCCUGGCUCCCCUCAGCUUCCCCUUCCACAUGUAACAUUCCUGCUUCCAUUUUACUUUGAGGAGGGCUGUUCUUCCUGAUGGGUUUUUCCCUUUCUGUUGUUUUUUUUUUUUUGCAACUUCUUUGUUAACAUGUGUAUAUAUAUAUAUAGAUAUAUAUAUAUAAAAAAAUAUAUAAUAUAUAUACAUUACUGGGUAUGUCUGUGUGUGAAGGAGGCCAUAAGGUGAGGACAGUCCUGGGGUCUUCUUGAUGGCCAUCACAGGGUUCCCCAAACCUAGCAAAACCUAUGGCUGUGCAUGCACAGGAGCAGAGGGGAUUUGUGGUCCCAGCCAGCAGCAGCUUGCCUUGUGCUGGGCUCAGCCCAGCCUGCAGAGCCUGUGGGGUGGCCAGGCACAGGGGGUGCUAAAGCUCCAUCCAAAAACAUCUGUACACAUAAAUAUUGAGCACCCUGCUGCCAGCCCCUGGAUGAUGUCCCAUUAUCCAGGACACUGCGUGUGCCAGUCUGCCCUUUUCCCAGUCCUGGAUGGCCGCAGGGGUUCUGGACAUGUCUGAGUGCCAGCCAUGUCCAGGUGCUCUUCCCCCACCAGUGCCCUGGAGAUGGUGGGGAUGGAGCUGGUGCUGGGGUUAAGCUGGUGUGGGGCUGAGUGCUGGCCGUGACAGCCCCCCCUGCACAGAGCCCUGCCCUGCACAGGGACUGGCAAUGAACAGGGAGGAGCUUGGCAGUUCCCCUCUCCCAGCCCUGGGUGCACAUCCCUGGGCUCUCCCGGGGCCCCCCAGGCAGGACUGGCCUGGGGAGUGGGGAGAGCCCAUGCUGCAAUGGUGCCACUGGGCAGAAGCUGCUGAAGAAGGGGCACCGGGGGCAGCCUCAUGUCAGGGAGCACAGACACACAAACCUGCAGGAGAAAGAGUCCGUUUUUGGAGCACAAGUGCCUAAAAUAUUUAAGUGGAAAACAUACAGUGCAAACCAACACUGUGGAAUUAAGUAUUUCUUACUUUAUGCCUUUGCUCCAGGCUUUUCCUGUUAAAAAUAAACAACCAGCACAUGGAACCUGCCUGGAGGAUGAGUUGCUGGUUCUGCUAGGAACAAACCUGUGGCUUUUGUGUUGGUCAGAGCUCUGCCCUUGCUGUGGGCUGUCAGUGACACACAGCAGUGAUGGCUGGGUCUGGUGCUAGUGCUCCUGCUUCUGCCACAAAGAUCCCACUGCCCAGAGCCCCACUCUGAGGAGUGGGGAGCUGCAGUGGCCAGGGCCCACAGCCUCCAUUUCCAGACAUUUCAUUCCCUGGUCCAGAGACUGGCAGGGUAGCCCCAGAGCACUGCAGCUUGUCAGGGGAUUGUCCCAACCCCAUCCCCUUCAUCCGUCCCAUCCCUCUGCUCCAACCUGUCCCAUUUUGCUGCAUGCCCUGGGACUAGUGUGUGGGGUCUGGCAGGUAUCUGCAGGUGCUCCUGAGCUCUGGCCACUAGUCAAACAGAUCUGACAUGGUUGCCAAGAGCCAGAGGUGCCCCAACCCUGGUGAGCAGCCCCCGUGGCAGGAGAGACCCAGAGCCCUGCCACCCAGCCUGCCCGGAGCCCAGUGAGUACUCAGUGAGCAGCAAGGACACAACAGGAGCAAAAAUCUGCCUAUUCCCAGAUAUAAGGGCACACAGAUCCUCUCCUUUCAGCGUGGGAACCUUCUUUUCUUUUAAAUUGAAAAAUAAAACCUUGCAAAGAAGAAACAUUCCCCCACAAAUGGGCACUUGAACGGCAGAGGCUCGGUGUGGAGAGGUGAGGCACUGCUGGUGCUGCAGUCGGCCCACCCCAAAGUGCUGUGAGAACAGCCCAAUGCAGCCCAUCAGUCCCGGCUGAGCCUCUGCACCCUGCGGGGCUUCAUGGGGGGGGGGGGGCGCUCACCCUGGCUGUCACAACAGCUCAACAGCAUGGACCAUCUGCUCAGUGCAUCCAGAGCUUCCAGAAAGGCAGGAACUCUCUGUGGAUGUGUCUGACACGCUGCUCCCCCGUGCUGCUGGCAGGAUUCCUGCCUCGGUGGCUCAGGCUGGUCGUGGGCGUUGCUGUGGAUCACCAGGAUGGAUGCUAGCCCGGUGCCUGCAGAGCUGGCGUGGCUGGGAGGUGCUGGGACGGGCACGCCUUGGCAAAGCAGGGUCCCGGGGAUGCCGGGACUCAUACUCGCCCCAUCCCUCCCUCCUCCCUCCACCCCGAUGGAGUGACAGGAAGCUGCAGAGAUUGCUUCACUGUCACUAGAAUGACCGCAUUAGGUGGGGAAAUGAGUCCUGGGAGGGCAGGAUGCGUUUUCCUUGAGGCUUUCCAUAGGAGCACUUCAUUAUCCCUGAAAUCCAUAGGUUUCAUUAACCAGAAACCCAUCUCCAGGACAAACAGCAGCCCAAGGCAAGGCCCAAAGGGAUGAGGAGCAUUGGGACAGCAAAGACGGGAGCUCAUCCCUGUUGGGGCUGCGCAGGCUGGCUUGGCUCAGAGCCCACUUGGUGCCAGCCUGAGGAACGGACAUGACUGGGAGGUGCUGGCAAGGGAAGAGCAGAUGGUAAAGGAUCAGCCUGUACUGAGGUGGUGCCAGGGAAGAAACGUGGCAGUGUCACCUGUGUGUCCUCUGGCUGUGGCCAAAACUCCCUGAGAGCCACCCCCAGCGUGGCACUGCUCCCACGUUCCCUCCAGCCAGUGCCAAACACUGCUCCAGCCCUCGCCAGUGCUGGGGGUGGCCCAGGGCUCUCUGGCACAGCUCCUGGAAACCAGGGGAAGCUGGUUAAAGGAUGUCAUCCCUGGUCACCUCUUUGCCCGAAACAGCCAGUGACACAGCCAGUGCCAGCAUGAGCGUAGGAAGGAGCUCUUGCCUUUCUCUUCCUGCUUUGUCUGGUGCCUUUCCCUGUAAACCCCGGGUUUCUAGGAAACUGCAUCCCUCGUUGUGAAAGCCAAUUUAAAACCAUCACUCACGUGGCAGGUUGUUUCAUGGAAAGGAAAAGGCUGCUCUGACAUGAUGGAAUGAGCUUUGCUGCUGCUUUCGAGGAAUGUGCUUUAAACACAAGAGGUUUCAGCAUCACAAAUACUGAAAAUCAAACCAGAAAUGCAUUCCACAAGUCAGCCAGGAGGGAAAAAAGCAGAGUGUGGCAUGGGCUUGGGAAGGCUAACGGCAGGUUUUGACUGUAAGGUUGGUGUUGGAUUUUAAUUUCUUUUUUACUUUUAAUUUCUUCUGUAGUUCACGAAAUAGGAAAUUUUUAAAAUCCCUCCCUUGAGAAAGCUUAAAAACACACUGCCUGGGAGCCCUGAGGCUUCCCCCCUGCUCUGGGAAGCUGCAAAGUGAAGAGAUAAGAGAAAUCACUUUGUUUAUAUAACGAGUGACAUCAAGAUGUCUCAUCUGUCCUGUCUGCAGCAGCAAUGGCUCACAAUGGGCUGGGGUAAUCCUUACUGGGAAUACAUGCUACAGCUCUCCCAUCCAGGAAUGAAAAUCUCUUUAACUGGUGAUUUCACUCCAGGCUGGGGAAAAAAACCCAAUAGUUAAAUAAAUGGACAGAAAAGAAAAUUAUGCACUGACCUGCUCAUAGACUGCGCAGGGCAAAUGAGUUAGAGUCUGAGCUGGCCCAAAUUAAUCCUUAAUGGAACUUGAGAUUUUAAAUACUCAUCUGAAUAACCACCGCCUAAAACUGAUCAAGUGUCCUUGAUCAUUAGACUGAGCAUUACUUAAUAUUCUUGGUCUGGCUGGGGAGUGAUAGACAACACCUGGAAUGAGACCAGAAGCCUUCAUUGAAUAAUUCUGGGCUUUAGGACGUGAAAUGGAGGGAGGGAGAGAGGCAGGAGGGAGGUGAUGAGGACAUCAGUGCUUGUGUCUCAGACUAAAAAUGGCUGCAGGGGGAGUCUCAGGAAUUCUUCUCAGCUUCAGGAACCCAUCUUGAGUUUCAGGAACUAUCCUGAUCUCCAGGAGCCUGUCCUGAGUUGCAGGAACUGUCCUGACCCACCUGGAGCAGGCAGUUUGAGACUCCAGCCCUUCAUCAGCCCUUGCAAAUCCCACCUGGCCCUCUCCUGAGAAUAUCCCAUCCAGGCGCACCACUCCAUCCUCCAAGCUUCAGAGUCAGGCAGGAGCAGCACAGGGACUGUUAAUGGAAUUGGGUCCAGUUCUCCAUGGCAACGAGCAAGAACUGGGUCAGUGCAGGAUGCGAGGAGCCAAGCACUCCCAGGAGUUUUAAAAGUAAACACCAGCAGAAAUUAAGGCACAAGGAGCCAGGGGGGGACAAGGGGACCCUGGGACCCGCAGAGCUGCAGUAGAGCCCCCAUCACCACAUGUCACAAAGGGCAGUGGGGUCCCAGUCCUGCCCAGGGAGGGGGGCACAGGAAGGCUCCCGUGGGUACUUCUGCACAAGACAGCAGAUCCAGGGCUACACAGAGCAGGGGCUGCCUGGUCCCCAAGACACACACAGCCCUCCACAGCUACAGUGAGUAAUUGAGCCUCAAAACUUCCCUCAGCCACAGCCUCUCUGUUCCCUGUUCCCCACCGCUUUGAGCCAAGUGCCUUCUCUCCACAUGGCCCUUGCUCUCCUGCCUCGCUGGCUCUAAUUUGUCUCUGUUUAUUUACACAGGCAAGCAGUCUGACGUCCAUCACUGGGAUUCUCUGUGCAGAAGCUGUGUGAAAAUCCUCAUUACGGCUCCUUGCUGACAGGAGCUUUGCUGGGCUCCUUUGAUCAGCCAGAUGCUUGGGUGGAGCCUGGCUCUGUGCUGCAGCCGCUGCCUUUGCUCUUGUGCUCGGCAGCCAUGUGGCAGAGAAUCCACUGUGCCCCUGCCAGGGCACAGGUGCCUCUGCCACCACAGCCUGUCAGUAAUUACCUGAGUGAUGGGGCCAGUGCUGAGCUGUCUGGGCAGCAGCGAUGGGGGAAGUGGUUUGAGGGUGCUGCAGGGCAGAGCAGGAAGAACUGGAUGGAACUGGACAGAUGAAACUGGAUAAUUUUUAAGGUCCCUUUCAACCCAAACCAUUCCAUGAUUCAAGGAAGCUAAACACCACAACAGUGGGAAAAUUACCUGCAGAGUUUCCUCAAGGCCCAUCAGAGCCACGAAUUCAGCUGCCAUUUGUACUGAUGGUCAUGAGGCUCCAUCACCACCUUCAGCUGCUUUGACGAUUUAGCUGAUACCCGGGCUCUGAGCUUUCAUGUACCAAAAUAUAUGUCCAUCAUUUGGCAGACCUUUACCCUUCAUUUUUCAUUAAAAUCCAUCUGUUUGGUUCCCAGUGUGUCACCCUGAUGUGAAUAA